Molecule: messenger RNA, 1714 nt
Organism: Salvelinus fontinalis (brook trout)
Lineage: Eukaryota; Metazoa; Chordata; Actinopteri; Salmoniformes; Salmonidae
Exons: 8
Coding region: 282-1322 (346 amino acids)
Cellular component (GO): nucleus
Source: RefSeq, a predicted model, not a curated record
UCCGAGUUCCCAGUUGUUUUGAAAGCUGUAUGAAGCUCAUCUUGCCCAUGUCACCAGGGGCCUGUUGCACAAAAGUAGAAUUAAGACAUCCGGGAUAAAUGACUCAGCUGAGCUCAAUGAAGCCAAAACAUGUGCGUCCAGGCUUAAUUGGUUGCACAAAAACCAAGCCAGGAUGAGCAGACACGGAUUCAUUAAGCCAGGUGAAACCAAUCCUGGAUAGGUGCGCGCUCACGGCUCACUCAAAUAGACCCCGCCACAGAUCACAGAUUAACUGAUUUACCAUGGCAACUAGAGCCGCGUACUUUUCCCUGUCGGAAGCACAAAUCCUCAUGGAGGCAUACGAGGAGGUAAAAGAUAUAAUUAAGAAGAAAGGCAACACCGCCACAGUGAUAAAGCAAAGAGAAAAAGCGUGGCAAAGUAUUGCAGACCGCCUGAAUGCAUUAAACAUGAACGGGCCAAAACGGACAUGGCAGCAGGUCAAAAUCAAAUACAAGAACAUUCUGCAGAAUGCAGUGAAAAAGAAUGCCCACAGACAAGGCACGGGUGGUGGGUCACCAAAGGCUGACCUUACCCCAGCAGAGGACAUGGCCUUGGAGCUAAAUAAAGGCAGGCCCGUCUUAGAGGGGAUACCUGGGGGGAAAGAGACGAGCAUAGGUUCCUCCCAAGAUGCCACCCGCUUCAUUCAAGUGUCUGGCAGCACUGUGUUCCUGUUAGAGCCACCAGCACAAGCACCAGACGAUGCUGAUCCAGGUGAAGGCCCCAGUGCAGCAGCAACAGCACAUGAUGAAGACGAUGAUGAGGAGGAGACCAUCUCUCUGGAUUCCAGAAGGCAUGAGGACCCAGAUGCUAUACAGUGGGAAAACCAGCCUGGCAACAUAAGCUCACAAGCUAUCAGAAAGUUGUAUGGCAACCACCUCCGGCACCAAAUAGAACUGGCAGACAUAGACAUUCAGUACAAGAAGAAAAAGAUGGAAAAUCUUGCACUGGAGUCCGAAAUAAAAAAGAGGACAAUUAGGAAACUGGACCUUGAAAUAAAAAAACUUGAGAGGGAGGUGAGAGAUGCCUUCAAUGUACACUGUAUGCUAACUGUAACACAUGUAUUAAUCAUUAUUUUUCUUUCCUCCCCCAGCUCCAAGAAGAUGACACAGCUCAAAAUAAAAAUUAGCAAUCAGUACAACCAAGUCAUCGUUAUAAGGCAUCGCCCUCUUUUGCCCACCCCCCCAGCACCAGGUGUGGCCACUAGCCUAUAUGAAGGCCCAAAAUUGUGUGUUCCUUUCUGCUCUGACAAGGGCAUGCCCAUUCGUGCGAGAUGUGGUGGAUGAAGAAGCACUUGUGCUGAGGAGAGCCUUCAGGCGAGAAAGGGUCUUCAGGGACCGGUUGGACCCACUGGCCUUCCCUGAUGACCAUCUAUAUGAAAGAUACAGGUUUUCUGCAGAUGGCAUCAGGCAUCUAUGCAGACUACUGGGUCCCAGGAUUAAGCACCGCACUGCACGGAGCCAUGCACUGAGUGUGGAGCAAAUGGUUUGUGUGGCCUUGCGCUUUUUUGCUAGUGGAGCCUUCCUGUACUCAGUGGGGGAUGCAGAACAGCUGAACAAGGCCACAAUUUGCCGCACAAUAAGGAGUGUGUGUCUGGCUAUCAAAGCAUUAGCAGAUGUCUUCAUCUCCUUCCCUGGCCACAGAAGACUCUGUGAAAUCAAAGAGGAGUUCUAUAGGA